Messenger RNA from Patiria miniata (bat star), 7170 nucleotides. RefSeq lists its product as uncharacterized. The record is from RefSeq and is a predicted model, not a curated record. Bases 16 to 6306 code for a protein of 2096 amino acids. Gene Ontology annotation, biological process: proteolysis; peptide catabolic process. Gene Ontology annotation, cellular component: cytoplasm. Lineage: Eukaryota; Metazoa; Echinodermata; Asteroidea; Valvatida; Asterinidae. The transcript has 37 exons. Gene Ontology annotation, molecular function: metalloaminopeptidase activity; peptide binding; zinc ion binding.
GUUUGAGGUGACUCAAUGGCCGAGUGGUGGACGAGGUUAAGAUGUUUUCUAAGGGGAACACCGUCAUGGCAGCCUCCCCUGGAGUAUUCGGGAUCUUCCGAAGGAAUCCCUCUGAUCAGCCAUGAGGAUCAUGGAAGUGUUAAGAAAGUAACAGUCACCAUGGGCAUGGACGGGACUUUAGAGAUUGACAAGGAAUCGGGGAAGCCCGUCCGUAAGGGCAUGUACUGCAGCCAUGCACAGAUGCUAUUUGUCUUCAUCACGGCUUGUAUCAUCAUCACUGGCGUGGGGCUCUUGGCUUACUACGUACCAGACAGGUGCGCGGAUAUCACUGAGGCUACCCCAGCACCUGCUGUUGGACAGAGUAGAGCAGACGCCCCUCGUGGGGAGGAGGAGAGCCCCAGUCUGUCCGAAGAGACCAACGGCGGGGAGGUUCAGGUGGUACGACAGAAGGCUGAGGACUGGAAGGGUCGGCUACCCUUGGACGUCAUCCCUAAGCGGUACAACGUGCUGCUGCAGCCAUUCAUCACGACCGAUGAUGCCCAGGACUCUCUAAUGGGCAGGAACUUCACCUUUGACGGGUUGGUGACCAUCAAGGUGGAGUGUAACAAACCCACCAAGACCAUCACCCUGCACACUCUGGAGUUGACCCUCCACGAACCCCCUAAGGUUACAUCCCUGAGAGACGGCGUGGACGCAAAGGACCUCUUCGAGAGCUACGAGUUCGACAAAGAGUACGACUUCCUCGUGAUCACGCUGAAAGAAAGUCUGAUGAGGGGGCAGGAUUACGAGAUCAAGGUGAACUACUCAGGCGAGCUGAACGACAAACUUGCUGGGUGGUACCGGAGCAGUUACAUCACAGCUGACGGGGAAGAACGAUGGAUCGCAACAUCCCAGAUGCAGCCCACGGAUGCAAGGCGGGCGCUGCCUUGCUUCGACGAGCCAGCCUUCAAAGCCGUCUUCGACGUGGAGAUCACCCACCGCCCCACAAUGACCGCGCUGGCCAACGGCAUCGAGCGACCGGGGGAGAUCAAGCUGCCCGUGGGGACGGACGGUCGCUGGGUGGUGACACGGUUCAAGCGAGUCCGGGAAAUGUCCACUUACCUGCUGGCUUUCGUAGUCUGUGAUUUCAAGUACACGAACGCCACCACCGAGAACGGAAUCCUGUUCAGGGUGUGGUCACGCCCCGACGCUGUGGAGAACACCAAAUACGCACUGGACGUCGGCACUAAAAUCCUGACAUAUUUCGAAGACUACUUUGACUUCGCUUAUCCCCUGGAAAAACAAGACAUGGUGGCCGUCCCUGAUUUCAGCGCAGGUGCUAUGGAGAACUGGGGCUUGAUCCUCUACCGUGAGACUGCACUCCUGUACGAUCCCGAGCUGAAUUCAGCAAGUAACAAACAACGCGUGGCAGUGGUCGUAUCUCACGAACUAGCUCACCAGUGGUUUGGAAACCUCGUCACCCCGGAGUGGUGGGAUGAUCUUUGGCUGAAUGAAGGAUUUGCAACCUACGUGGAGUAUCUAGGAGUCGCCGAGGUCGAACCAACCUGGCAAAUGAAAUUGCAAUUCUUGGUUGAGGACCUGCAGCCCGUCUUCACUGAGGAUGCCCUGGGUACGUCUCAUCCCGUCAAGGUACCCGUCGGAGCGCCCUCGGAAAUCAACGAAAUUUUCGAUUCAAUCUCUUACCAAAAGGGAGGCUCGAUCAUCCGCAUGUUGGACAAUAUCCUGACUGAGGAGGUGUUCAAGAUGGGUCUCAAUUACUACCUCUUCGAACGAUUCUACGGUAACGCCAACUCGGACGACCUGUGGACUGUACUCACCUAUGCCGAUAAAGGUAUAGGUGACAACGACGUGAAGAAGAUCAUGGAUACCUGGACACUACAGAUGGGCUACCCUUACGUGACUUUUCAAAGAAACGGAGCCAUGCUUACAGCUACGCAGAGGCAUUUCUUGAACAACCCUAACAGUACAGUGGAGGACGGGAAUUUCGGAAACCAAGGCUACCUGUGGUAUGUUUACUUACUUUACACGCACGAAACAGAACAGGAAUAUACGAACCCCAUGACUCAGUGGAUGAACAAAGAGAGAACAGUUGAAUUCAGCUUGGGGAGCACAUACGAAGAAGACGACUGGUAUCUAGUCAAUGUGAAGCAAUAUGGCUACUACAGAGUCAACUACGACACAGAGAACUGGCAAAGACUCAGUGAUCAACUCGAGGCAAAACACGAGGUGAUUCCAAUCGAAAACAGAGCAGCACUUAUUGACGACGCAUUCAACCUCGCCAGAGCGGGUGUAAUCGAGCAGACGACUGCGUUAAGUCUAACUAAAUACCUGACGAAAGAGAAGCAGUACUUACCGUGGGAAUCCACAUUGGUUGUUAUCUCGUACAUCCGGGACAUGUUCAGCCGUUACUCUGGUUACGGACCUCUUGAGAAAUACAUGUUGAAACAAAUCAAGCCGCUUUAUGAUGACCUGGGAUGGAACGACAACAUCACUGCUCCAGACAACUCUCACCUGACUCAGUACAACCGCAUCAACGCCCUGGGAACAGCGUGUCGCUACGGCCUCAAGGAUUGUGUCAUGGAGGCUUCAAGAUUGUAUAAGGUGUACAUGGACAACCCCUCCGUUAAUCCAAUUACGCCGAACCUGAAGUCAGUGGUUUACUGCAACGGCAUCCGUUACGGCGGGCAGGACGAGUGGGAGUUUGGCUGGGGAAGAUACGGCAACACCAGCGACUCGUCCGAGAAAACGAAGUGGCUGAGUGCAUUGGCGUGUAGCACAGAACCCUGGAUUCUAAGCAGAUUCUUGGAGUAUUCUACCACCAAGAUCCCGCAAGGCGAUACCAUUAACGUCAUCCGCUACAUCGCCUACAACUACGUGGGUCGCGCCCUCGCCUGGGACUUCGUCAGAGCCAACUGGGACAAGCUCUACAACGAAUACAAUUUGGAUCAACGUUUCCCGGACAUUCUACGAGCUCUGGCGCAGCACUGCAAUACAGACUAUGAUAUCACAGAGAUACGCAGUUUCUACAAGAAGCAGAAGAAGGUCUCCUCCGUGAAGAAAGCAGUUGAUAUGAGCAUUGAUCGGACGCAGGCUAACAUCCGAUGGAUGAACGAGAACGCUGAGUCUGUUCGGAUAUGGUUCAUGAAUGCCAUGAAACAAGAUCGACAAUUCCGGACACAAGAAUGUGUAAACGAGAUUUCAGCUUCCUCCAUCAGAGCACUUUUGAAGGAUACCAACAUGGGGCGUAGCGAGUUCAACUUGGAAGAAGAGCCCGGUCGUAAAGGGAACGGUAUCUACUGCAGUCCGGCCGUUCUCGUCUUCACCGUUCUUACCGUGUGCGUGUUGAUUGCAGCCACAGCGCUCAUGACGUACUACAUCCCUCUGUCCCUCAAGGACGACGGCGUUGCAACCAAAGCACCUGCAGUCCAGUUACCAUCGACGACUAAAGCGAUGAUGGCCCCGACUGAUGCUCCAAUGGUCCCGACUGAUGCUCCAAUGGUCCCGACUGAUGCUCCAAUGGUCCCGACUGAUGCUCCAACUAAUAAGCCCAUGGCUACUGCCAAACCGACCACCAUGCCACCUUCGGCUCUCAUGCGAGGCCGGCUACCAAAGACGGUCCUGCCUCGCCGGUAUGAAGUCAACCUGCGACCGUUCCUAUAUGACGAUGAUGUUCCCGACUCCAAAAUGGGAGAGAGGUUCACCUUCGAUGGUUGGGUGCGGAUUAAAGUCGAAUGCAUCGAACCGACGGAUGAGAUUACUCUGCACUCCAAGAAUAUCACCGUCCAUGGCAUGCCUACCGUCCUUAGUGUCAGCACCCUAGACAAGACCGAUCUCUUCGAGAGCUAUAAGAUGGUGGAGGAAUACGCGUUCAUGAUCCUGAAGUUGAAACAAAUGAUGAAGCCACACCAGGAAUAUGACAUCUACAUGCAGCACUCAGGAAUUCUCGGGGAUGACGAAGCAGGAUUCUACCCUAGCAUGUAUCUGGAUUCCGUCAAUACUACAAGAUACAUCGCAACGACUCAGAUGGAAGGGCCGUUCGCACGACGCGUAUUUCCGUGUUUUGAUGAGCCUACCUUCAAAGCUUCCUACGACGUUCAACUGGAACAUCGUAACGAUAUGCAGGCGCUUUCUAACGGCAUUGAGACGAAGCACAUCCGACUGGAUGGACACUGGUCGAGGACUUACUUCGAACGAGUCCCGUCGGUGCCCACCUACCUGCUGGCUUUUAUAGUACAUGACUAUUCUUCCAUCAAUGUCACAAACGCCAAUGGAUGUUUGAUUCGCAUUUGGUGUCAGACGGAUCUUAUUCAGCUUGCUCCCUACGCCCUAAAUGUCUCGGAUCUGGUCCAGACAUAUUUCGACGAUUACCUGGACAACGAAUACCCACUGGCUAAACAAGAUCACAUAGCGAUCCAGGACUUCGGCGCGGGUGCAAUGGAGAACUGGGGCCUGAUCACCUACCAAGACAUAUACCUGCUCUACGGAAUGGAGGAUUUCGGAGACAACACGUUCUACUCCUUAAUCAUCACCCAUGAAUUGGCACAUAUGUGGUUCGGUAACCUAGUGACAAUGGAGUGGUGGGACGACCUGUGGCUUAACGAAGGCUUCGCAACCUACAUGGAACACAUAGGUGUUGAUCACGUGCACCCUGAAUUCAACACGUUUCAAACCUUCUACGUCGACACCAUCAAUAUAGCUCUAUUCUAUGAUAGUCUGGGUAUCUAUCCUGCUAUAAGGGCACCAGUCUACGCAGAUGAUGACGACAUAGACAAUCAAUUUACAACCAUUACGUACCAGAAGGGUGGAUCGCUGCUCUAUAUGAUGGAGCAUUUCCUGACAAUCGAGGUCUUUAAUCGAGGUGUAAAAAACUACCUGAAGGAACGUGCUUACAAAAAUGCCAACGCGGAGCAACUGUGGCAUGAACUAACUUACGCUGACAAGGAUGUUGGUAAACACGACGUGAAGAAGAUCAUGGAUACUUGGACCUUACAGCGUGGUUAUCCCUUGAUAACACUGACAAGAACAGGGAACAGCAUCGUGGCCACACAGAAGAUUUUCCUUCAGAUUAACAGAACCAUCGAGGAUGACGGAUUUGGAGACCUUGGGUAUAAAUGGUAUGUUCCUCUCACAUAUGUGUACAAGUCUGGACCCGGUGAUCAAUAUGAAAAACCGCAACAAGUUUGGAUGAAACCAUCAGACGAUUACACAUACUUCGAUCUACCGGACGAUGCUAAAGCUGACGACUGGUACCUGGCCAAUGCCAAUACAAUUGGUCUCUAUCGCGUCAACUACGAAGACGACAACUGGCAACGACUCUUGGAUCAAGCUGCAAUGGACCCCGACGUCUUCAGUGAGGAAAACAAGGUGGGUCUGAUCUACGACUCGUACUACCUGGCUCAGGCAGGGGUCGUCCCGAUGUCGUAUUAUGACAGCUUCUCUGAACCUUUCAGAAACAAUUCCAGACGAGCCAGACGAGCUGCUAUUUCAACUUCAUCCUAUUUUGCAAGGAUGUUGGACACUAAGACUAAGACCAACAUCAAAAGGCGCUCCGUCUCUUCUGUACAGACUUACAUGCAAAGUCUAGUAGAGCCACUGUAUAUGGAAUCUGGUUGGGAUGAGAGCUUUGUUCCGGAUUUACCAGCAGCAAGUGGUCGACGCGAACAGAGUAGCCGGUUUGACAUAACGUCGACGGCAUGUCGCUAUGGCAACAGACACUGCAUUACCAAGGCAACCGACAUGUUCAAGGAAUACAUGAAUGAUCCGACACAUAACACGAUUCCAGACAAUUUCAGAACGACUGUGUACUGCAAUGGCAUUCGUUUUGGAGGCGAAUCGGAGUGGGACUUUGCUUUCAAUAUGCUGCGAACAAGUCACGACCGCCGCGAGAGGGCACGAUGGGUUAGCGCCCUCACAUGUUCUGUGGACACUUCUCUUCUUCAAAGUUAUCUGCAGUUGAUGAUGGAUUCAACCACUUUUAGUCGGAGGGAUGUCGAGCUUAUCCUAAUGGGCGUGGCCGAAAAUCCCGAUGGGUACGCGGUGGCUUGGGACUUUUUGCGCGACAACUGGGAUGCAAUCAGUACCAUGUUCAAACGGAAGCGUCAGUCAUUGUGCGAUAUCUUUGAGGGCAUUACAUCAUUUUUCAACACCGAGGAACAACUUCAAGAGUUGCUAGAUUUUGGCCACGGCCGUAAUCUCCGUGCUCUGAAGUAUGCGUACAAGUCGGCCAUUGCUUCGACCCAGGUUAACAUCAGAUGGAUGGAAAACAGAGCUGCUGACGCUGAAGCGUUGGUCCGAUCUGCAAUCUAAACAGCGCCCUCAAGAACCAAAAAGUAUCAUUCAGCAUGAUUAAAGAUAACAACUGAAACAGCGAGAGCGAUAUCAAGCUUAAGUAAAACAGGGGACGUCUUCUAAUGCGUCUUCCAGUUAAGGAACACCACGUCUAACAAGAAAUGUACAUAAAAUUGCGAAGGAGCAACGAACAACAAACGUUAACCGAGUACUUCAGUGAUGAAAAAUUACAAACAAGUAUCCCUCAACUGGAAGAUGUACCAAAGAAACUAAACGGCGUGUGACUGAAAAUAUUUAUUCCUUAAAGCGAUCACAAAUUGUCGCUGUUUCAAUUAGUAUAACACAAUUUAGAUUAGUAGAAACGUACUCUAAUUGCUUGUAUUGAUAUUUGUAGCUUUUUAUAUGCUUUAGUACAGUAGGCCUAACAGAUCAAAUGUGUCUGUAUUGGGCGAAUGCAAAGUGCACUUCUACGUAUUAAAAUGUCAAACCGAAUUUUUAAGUCACGUGUGGUGUUUGUAUGAUCUAAUCAGUACUGUUGUGUUUUAAUAAUAUUGCUUUUUGUACAAUAAUGUAAUGUAACACAGUCAGCAAAUUUAGUUCAGAAUUACGCUAAUUUAAAACUUGCGUUUAUUUUACUAUGAGGUUUUAAAGGUUUUCUUGGGGCAAGAAAUCGAUAAAUAUUCACCAAUUUAAGCAAAUUUCUUGUGAGCAAUUUUAAUGAUUUUUUUCGAAUCAGCAAUAAAGUAGCAUUUCGGUUUUAUGUUUUUGCACAUUGUUUGUUAAUUUUAUUGCACAUUUAUAAGCUGUACAGAGAAUUACGUAGCUUACUUUAAAGAUGAAAACAAUUGAAUUAAACGAAUAAAGGUUGAUGAAUACAGCGAU